CAGAAUCCACCUUAAAUCUCUGCACCCACUGCACAAGCCAAACAAUGGGAAUUAAGGGGGGAUAACAUCAUCCUCAUCAUCCUCAUCAUCAUCCUCAUCAUCAACAACAACAAGGGGAGAAGCUGCUGCAAGACUACUGCACCCUCCAUCCACCCUGCAGGCCUGGCUGUCAGUGCAGCAGGAAGGGGGAUUGCACUAAGUAUAGGGUAGGUGGCCUCUCAGGGGUGGGAGGGGGUAGGUUGCCUUCAAUCACAAAGUUUGAUGAUGACCAUGACUACGAUGGCUGAAGGCUUGGAAGCUCAGGACUCGUCCAAGUCUGCCUUUAUGGAGUUCGGUCAGCAGCAGAGCUCCCACUCCCAGCAGAGCUCCCCGGGCAUGGCUGCCAGUCACUACCCCCUGCACUGCCUGCACUCCGGCUCCCACCCGCAUCAUCACCACCAUCACCACCAGCACGACAGCUCGUCCUACCCGGGCACCAACUCCCAGUACAACCGCUCCCUGGCGGCGGCGGCGGCGGCUUACCCGUACAUGAGCCAGCACAGCCCCUACCUGCAGUCCUACAACAGCAGCAGCUCCAGCAGCACGACGGCCACCCAGACCCGCACCGACGACCCAGUCGAUCAACAGAAAACGACAGUCAUCGAAAAUGGGGAAAUCAGGUUUAAUGGCAAAGGCAAAAAGAUAAGAAAACCGCGGACAAUAUACUCCAGUCUUCAGCUCCAGGCUCUAAAUCACCGAUUCCAGCAAACACAAUACCUGGCACUUCCAGAGAGGGCAGAACUGGCGGCGUCCUUGGGCCUAACCCAAACACAGGUGAAGAUCUGGUUCCAGAACAAGCGCUCCAAGUACAAGAAGCUCCUGAAACAAGGAGGGAACCCCCACGACAGCGACCCCUUACCGGUGUCCGCCGCCCUGUCCCCCCGGUCUCCGGCUAUCCCCCCUGUCUGGGACGUUUCAGGAUCCGCAAAGGGUGUGAACAUGGCCACAAACAGCUACAUGCCCGGGUACUCUCACUGGUAUUCCUCCCCACACCAAGACACAAUGCAGAGGUCGCAGAUGAUGUGACAUUUCCGACACUGCGACUUUUGGGUAGACUUUUGAGGAUAUCGUUCCCAAAUUUUCUUUCUUUUUUAUUUUUUUGCCAAAUGAUGUCAGGAUCUGGGAGACCUUUUUGGGGAGAAAGUCCACUUCUUUUAAGAAACCUCAACGACAUAACUUGAAGAUCUUCAUCAUGGAGUUCAUACAACCUCCGAUUGUUUUGCGCCAAUCCUUCCCCCACCAGGGAACUUAAAGGGAUGUUACAUUCCUUGGAACGAAAGGACAGGGCCGCAUUGCACAAGCUGCCAGUCAACUCCAGCAACCUCCUCGGCGUUGGGACGAGUGUGAGAGAAAGCAGAGAGACAUUUUCACGCUGCGACCUUUGCGAAGAUGCGCCUUUUGUGGCGGGCAGUCGGCAAACCACUGUUUUUUUUUUAACUACAUAGACUGUGAAUGGCGCAGGCUCUAGGCCUAGUGGCAGGACUCAU
Messenger RNA from Bufo gargarizans (Asiatic toad), 1526 nucleotides. It is a transcript of the gene DLX6, whose product is annotated as distal-less homeobox 6. The record is from RefSeq and is a predicted model, not a curated record. Gene Ontology annotation, molecular function: RNA polymerase II cis-regulatory region sequence-specific DNA binding; DNA-binding transcription factor activity, RNA polymerase II-specific. NCBI's taxonomy places the organism in Eukaryota, Metazoa, Chordata, Amphibia, Anura, Bufonidae. The transcript is spliced from 3 exons. Bases 262 to 1065 code for a protein of 267 amino acids. Gene Ontology annotation, biological process: cell differentiation; embryo development; regulation of transcription by RNA polymerase II.